Messenger RNA from Crotalus tigris (Tiger rattlesnake), 3036 nucleotides. It is a transcript of the gene PAX3, whose product is annotated as paired box 3. The coding region runs from base 19 to 1479 and encodes 486 amino acids. The transcript has 9 exons. The record is from RefSeq and is a predicted model, not a curated record. Gene Ontology annotation, biological process: regulation of transcription by RNA polymerase II; anatomical structure development. Gene Ontology annotation, molecular function: RNA polymerase II cis-regulatory region sequence-specific DNA binding; DNA-binding transcription factor activity, RNA polymerase II-specific. Lineage: Eukaryota; Metazoa; Chordata; Lepidosauria; Squamata; Viperidae.
AGCCAAGGUGCCACUAAUAUGACAACUCUGGGUGGAGCUGUCCCCAGGAUGAUGCGACCAGCUCCGGGACAGAAUUAUCCUCGCAGCGGUUUCCCGUUAGAAGUGUCCACUCCUCUGGGCCAAGGCCGAGUCAAUCAGCUUGGAGGUGUUUUUAUCAAUGGCAGGCCCCUACCCAACCAUAUUCGCCACAAGAUCGUGGAGAUGGCCCAUCAUGGCAUCCGGCCAUGCGUCAUCUCCCGCCAGCUCCGAGUGUCGCAUGGCUGUGUCUCCAAGAUUCUGUGCAGGUACCAGGAGACCGGCUCCAUAAGGCCAGGGGCCAUUGGGGGCAGCAAACCCAAGCAGGUGACGACGCCGGAUGUUGAGAAGAAGAUCGAGGAGUACAAGCGGGAGAACGCAGGCAUGUUUAGCUGGGAGAUCCGGGACAAGUUGCUGAAGGACGGCGUGUGCGACCGAAACACCGUACCUUCAGUGAGUUCCAUCAGCCGCAUUUUGAGAAGCAAAUUUGGGAAAGGGGAAGAAGAAGAAGAAGAAGGGGAGCUGGAGCGGAAGGAAGCGGAAGAGAGCGAGAAAAAGGCCAAACAUAGCAUCGACGGCAUCCUCAGCGAAAGAGCUUCAGCACAACAAUCAGAUGAAGGUUCUGACAUUGAUUCUGAGCCAGAUUUGCCCCUGAAGAGAAAACAACGUCGAAGCAGAACCACUUUCACGGCAGAACAGUUAGAAGAGCUGGAGAGAGCUUUCGAGAGGACUCAUUAUCCUGACAUAUACACCAGAGAGGAACUUGCACAAAGAGCUAAACUCACGGAGGCUCGGGUUCAGGUUUGGUUCAGUAAUCGUCGAGCCAGAUGGAGGAAGCAAGCUGGAGCCAAUCAACUGAUGGCUUUCAAUCACUUGAUUCCAGGAGGCUUCCCACCCUCUGCCAUGCCAACUCUGCCAACUUAUCAGUUGUCAGAAUCUUCCUAUCAGCCUACUUCUAUUCCACAAGCUGUGUCAGACCCAAGCAGUACAGUUCACCGACCUCAGCCUCUUCCACCAAGCACGGUACACCAAAGCAGCCUUCCUUCAAAUCCAGACAGUAGCUCUGCCUACUGCCUACCAAGCACAAGGCACGGCUUUUCCAGCUAUACAGACAGCUUUGUGCCUCCUUCUGGGCCCUCAAAUCCUAUGAACCCUGCCAUUGGCAAUGGCCUUUCACCUCAGGUAAUGGGCCUCUUAACUAACCAUGGAGGAGUCCCUCACCAACCCCAAACUGACUACGCCUUGUCACCCUUAACUGGGGGUUUAGAGCCAACCACCACAGUAUCUGCAAGCUGUAGUCAAAGACUAGAUCACAUGAAAAGUUUAGAUAGCCUGCCAACAUCUCAGUCAUACUGCCCACCAACAUACAGCACUACUGCUUACAGUAUGGAUCCUGUCCCAGGCUAUCAGUAUGGGCAAUAUGGACAAAGUGCCUUUCAUUAUCUGAAGCCAGAUAUUGCAUAAGUGAAUGGUCCAUUUCACAUUAAAGUUGGUCUUGGUCCUGGUCUCAUUCCAGUAUUUGGAAUGGAGCAAUCUUCUCACACAAAAUGAGGCCCAGAAUGCAGAGAUCGUACUAGUGAUAAAUGGGACUAUUCUUUUCUCAUCAGUGCUUUCAAUAAGGUGUUUGAACAGAUUGGGUAAAGCAGCUCAGAAAAUAAAGACCACAAGCAGUAUCACAAAUAAGAGUUCAGUUCACUAUGGCAUUAGCUAAGAACAAAUAAGAAUAAUAAACAUUUUCACAUUGCUGGGCUGAAGUAAGCAUUCCAUUUUUAGACUGAUGAAGAUCCAUGGAUUAACUUGGACAUUGUGAUCUGAAUGCUGCAAAAUUAGAACAUUUUUUUGAAACUUUCAGUGCCGACUUUUGACAGUGCCCAAUUUGCAAAGCAUGGGCUGAAGAACCUUGUUUAACACACUGGAAAAUGACCUUGAAAGGAAAUGUUAAAGUCUGUAGGAUGCUAGACUAGAUGUUUGGAGACUUCCACAAAUAAGUUAUUGGUUAUCUUCUUGUUUUUGUAAUCCUGUUGUUGCUAAGUGUCACAUACAAAAGAACUUUUCUUCAUAACAACAAAUGACUUAUUUUGUAACAUGAAGAAAAGUUUUGCAAGAUUGUUUGUGUUUGAAAUUUUCCUAGUCCAUGUUACCUCCUGAAAGAAACAAGCAAAAAUACAGAAUAACUUUAAUUUCUAUGACUGCUUAACAAUGUGCAAUAUGGCGUACCUCACCAAGCUUUGGCAGCAUCCAAGGCAUUAUAUAUAGAAUUGAAAUUAUAUUUUUUCCAAGUACUUUUAUUUUUACAAUACAUAUUUCACUCUUUUAGUAUGUAGAGGUGUCACAAUUUGCUUGGAUGAUCUCCAUUAGAUCAAAGGGGACUUUGGGGGGAAGAUACUACAUUUAAAAUGCUUAUGUUUACAUUAUUUCUAGAAAAUACAGGGCAUAAAUCACUAUGUCUCUGUAGUUGUUAUGUAAUUUUAAAUUAUACAAUUGCAUCCUAUAUAAUUCAGUGGAAACUAAGGUUUACAUACAUUUUGCAUUGUGACAUUUUCAAAUGUCAAUAAAUUUGUCUUUUGAAAUGUUAGGAGGGACAGGAAGAUGGCAGGCAGUGUUAUUUAUUUUUCUUUAUUCUUGGAAUGGCGAGUGAGGUAGAGCACAAAUUCAUUCCUUUUAGCGUUCAGUUCAAUGAAAUUAGUAAUUUAGUAGAACUAGGAUAUCAUAUAGAACAGGGGUGUCAAACUGCCAGCCCUUGGGCUGGUUGCAUCAUAUGGAUGCCAUGCCCACCCCAGCUCCGGCAAUGCAAAAAAAGUCGUGAUAUGUCGUGACAUGUCAUGUGAUGUGGUGAGUUUGACACCCGUGAUAUAGAAUUUAGUUCACACAUCGGUCUUAAAGAGUGAUUGAACAAAAUACUAUCUUUAUGUUACAUUCUCUAUCAACAACAUAUGUGUUGUAAAAACAAAAAAAAAUCUCAUAUUAAAAAAGCGCAGUAAAUAUUUACUAUUUAUAAUGAAUAAACAGCUAUGAAAACUU